Messenger RNA from Aspergillus sclerotioniger CBS 115572, 597 nucleotides. RefSeq lists its product as uncharacterized. The transcript has 4 exons. Bases 31 to 588 code for a protein of 185 amino acids. The record is from RefSeq and is a predicted model, not a curated record. Lineage: Eukaryota; Fungi; Ascomycota; Eurotiomycetes; Eurotiales; Aspergillaceae.
CCUCUCCAUCAACAUCAACCAUCGUCCGCAAUGUAUUCCUACCAUCGGCUGCUUCAGAUCUUUGGGCGAUCCAUCCAUGACAAUACCCUUGAAUGUGAUUUAGACGUUCACCCUUGGGAAAUCAAAAUCAAUGGAAAGAAUUGGUCCGGGAAAGUUCGGCUGAUUGGGUUCGUGGAUGUGUUCUUCAUCAUCUCAUACUCGGGUAACGCCCGGUUCGAGGAUGGAAUCAUCGUCUAUACGGAGUUCACGCAUCGUCGCACCUACCGGAUCAAGAGCCGGGGUCAUCACAUUAGUCUGUCGACCAAGUACCUCAAGUCAUCAGUAGAGCAUUAUACGGUGGAAAUCAUCAAGCCGAGAGAUUGGGCCUUGAGACGACGAGUCAAACGCGGCAUUCGGCCGCAUGCUAUGGCCCAGCUUCUGGUCGAUGUGGUGCGAUAUGGAGUCAUCUCGCAGGGACAGCUGAUGGGUCAUGUGGGGGGCCUAUUGUUCGUCGGAGGCACUCUGGAUGAGACAGCUCACAAGUUUUGGCAGGGAUUGACGGCGAACAAGCAAUCCGGACAACAGGCAUUGUCCAAUGAAGGAUACUAGAUACGGAGU